UAGAGGCUUGAGGUAGUCAUAUGUUAUAGAUAUUUUUUGACGCAAAGUUCGUCUAAAAUACUCUGCUACGCGUCGUAUUUUCAACUCUCUUCUCGAUUUUUGGAAAUUGCAGUGGAAAUACAGUUGGCAUAUCACAUAGGAUUCCCGGAUUAUAGGGCAGUGAACGGUUUCAUGUAUCUACGAUUCUAAUGCCUCAUUCUCAAGAAAAGAGCAAAGUAGCUUUAAUCUAUAUUUGUUUUAAUUCUAGGUAGGCUCUCCAGAUAAAGGUUUAUUUUCAGAGUUCUUGCUCUCCAACUUUAGUUGACUGAUAUGUGUUUUUGUUUAUACCGCUGACCGUUUCCUGAUUUCAGGAGGCUGGCUUCUUGUUUCCAACAUGGUGAUUGACAGUUCAAUUCCACCCUUCCAGUUCUCAGUUGAGUCAUCAUUCCGUGCAAUCGACAGUUGUCACACCAAAAAAAUGUUUCUCGAGAAAAGCGCCAUGGCUGAUCUGAGAUCACACUUGUCUUUCACUCAGCUGAGAUUCUACUGCAGUAAACAACACGGACGUACGUUCCACGUGACCACGGUCGCCAACAGCACUGGUGAAGCUGUACUCCAGUACUUCAGCGGUCAGACGGAUGUCCAGCCUGAUGCCUGUGGCUCGUUUGUUAGAAUGGAGAAUGACAACUCGCUGUUAACAAGACUUUGCCAUAGAUGGGGAAAAGAAGGCGCUAAUUUCCAAGUUGGUAAAUGGGGGUACGGCCGAAAUAAAGACAGAUUAUUCAAUCACCCUGCAUUUGUGCAGUAUGAUUAUCAUGGGAUAAUGAGACAAACUGGUUCCGGGAGAUUCGAGUGUGACGACAUUGGUGUUGAAGGACAAGUCGGAGAUGCCUGGAGAGUGUUUGUUCGCUAAGAACUUGGUGCAUGCACCUGUUUAAGAUUACCUUAUAUAAUGCACUACUACACGUAACUAAAUGGGUUUCUCGAAAUGCUUUGCACACUGUACUUACGAUAUUGAGAAUCUGUUUAUAGAUAGCUAAAUUGUAAUCAUGGGCACUACAUUUCGUUUGUGUACAAGAGUUUAAUUUCCAGAAUUGAACGCAAACGAGAUGCUCGUUCGGUCACUUUUGAUAAACACGCAAACCCGUCCAGUGUUAUCACAGCUAUACAAGCUACUGGCUCUGAAAUAAAGUUAAUCAGCUGAGAUUCUACUGCAGUAAAAAACACGGACGUACAUUCCACGUAACCAUGGUCGCUAGCAGCACUGGUGAAGCUGUAGUCCAGUACUUCAGCGGUGAGACGGAUGUCCAGCCCGACGCCUAUGGCUCGUUUGUUAGAAUGGAGAAUGACAAUUCAAUGUCAACAGGAGUUUGCCAUAGAUUGGGAAAAGAAGGUGGUAUUUAUACAAGUUGGUAAAUGGGGGCACGGCGAAAAUGAAGACAGAUUAUUCAAUCACCCUGCAUUUCAAAGUAUGAUUAUCAUUGGAUGAUGAAACCAAUGGCGCCAGAUUGGAUUGUGACGACAAUAAAAUUGAGGGAAAUAUUGGAAACGCCUGGAAAGUCUUUGUUCGCUAAGAACUUGGCGCAUGCACCUUUUUAAUGAUUAGAUUAAAUCAUAAUCAUGGGCACUAUAUUUCGUUUGUGUAUAAGAGUUUAAUUUCCAGAAUUAAACGCAAAUGAGAUGCACGUUCUUUCAUGUUUGAUAAACACCCAAACCUGUCUAGUGUUACCACAGCUAUAAAAGCUACUGGCUCUGAAAUAAAGUUAAUCAUUAGUUUAAAGUGCAUUCAUUCACCCCUGGACACAACUGAACAGAGGACCUAAAAAUGAUAACCUUCAGUAGAUGAUAUGUCUGAUACAUGGUAGCUAAAUCUAAAAGGAUGCAGUGAAGUGGGUCCGUAUAGGACCAUACACACUAAGACUCCAUAUACGAAGGGGCUCAAAGAGUAGUUGCUUUGAUUUACUUCCGUCGAGUCCACCAGCAGCAGCUCUCCCUGUUCAUCCGGCUCUGGGUCAUUUUGGGCGGUAAAACAACAAGCUGAGCACAAUUUCAGGUUGGUGUCCAUGUGGACGGUAGCGAUAGCAAAAUCAAUUCGAGGAAAUUUUAAAGCAGGAACUAGUUGAGUUGGAGUUUAACGAGCAAAAUUAACCCAUUUUCAUACCAACUAAGGACUGAACGUAAAAAGGGUUACGUUUAUUUGAUGGUACGAAACAAACAGCUACAAAAGAUCGCGCGUGAAUUAAUUGCUUGUAUUUUUACUCUACUAAGUUAGUCAGAGGGCCAAUAACCAGAAUCUGCCAAUCAAAUUUCACUUUUACCAGUUAAAUGUCUUCCAGUUAUCGGACCCGGGCAAUUAGCAGAACGUCCGGCUAUACCAAGUCAAACGUGAGUUAACAUAAAUAAGAAUUGCACUUCAAUCUUACCAUGCCUUUCUGGUCUGUGAUCGAUUUGAUUGUUAGAUUUGAUUGUUAGAAUUGCACUUCAAUUUUACCAUGCCUUUCUGGUCUGUGAUCGAUUUGAUUGUUAGAGUAGUAUAGACGAUGCUCCUGGUUCUACAUGAAGCGUUAAAAAUUGAAUUAAUGUGAUAGGAACCGAUUUAAUGAGAUGCUGGUAAUUAAGGUAUGAGUGGGAUAUUAAUGAGAAGCAGGCCGUGUAGGGAUUUGAAGGAACAUACCCAAGGGAGCAUUAUACAUGUAAGUGGUAUUGUUUGAAUAUUACAUGAGUGUUUCAGAGAGAUGUGUGUGUUGUACUGGAGUUA
Molecule: messenger RNA, 2737 nt
Organism: Orbicella faveolata
Lineage: Eukaryota; Metazoa; Cnidaria; Anthozoa; Scleractinia; Merulinidae
Source: RefSeq, a predicted model, not a curated record